Messenger RNA from Pleurotus ostreatus (oyster mushroom), 1335 nucleotides. RefSeq lists its product as uncharacterized. The transcript is spliced from 10 exons. Bases 1 to 1335 code for a protein of 444 amino acids. Lineage: Eukaryota; Fungi; Basidiomycota; Agaricomycetes; Agaricales; Pleurotaceae. The record is from RefSeq and is a predicted model, not a curated record.
AUGCUGCUGCGACGCGCUAUCCCGAUAAUAUGUCUAACCGCCCUUGCGUCGAAUGCUUACCGCCCAGGCGAAGGUGGAAAGCAUGGUGACGACGACGACGACGACACGAUUAGUGGCGGUACCGCCAAUACCACGUCGAGCUCCUCAGAGUUGGCUGGGACAACGGGCGACUCGCACUGUGGUAGUGCGAUGUGCAUUUCGGCUAUCGUCAACGACACUAGUGUCACGUAUAUCCUCCAAAGUACGGGUGAGAGAUCUCUCGGAUGGAUGGCCAUGGGCUUCGGGCGCAGCAUGACCAACUCACCCAUGGUUCUUGCUUGGGCACCUUCGAGUGGCGGUAUUACAAUAUCGCAGAGGAUAGCAACACAGAAAGUAAUGCCUACCGUCGAUUCUUCCCCGCCGAAAGUAGCUACGCUGCAUAAUGGGCUUAGCGUGGCCUCGGGCGACCAGCCUAAAUUUGCCUUCUCAGUUCCAAAAGACGAUACAACCUCACAAUGGGUCAUUUACGCGUUUGGCACCGAUGUUCCAGCUGCAGCCGCAGACGCAUCGAUCAAUCAACACGUCGAAACGGGAACAGCACAGUUAGACCUCACUAAAGCGCUUGAUUCGUCUGGCUCAUCAUCGACGAAUCCCGCGUCUUCGGGUGCUACGAGUGAUAUCCCCUUCACGCCGGUUCAAAGGAUCAUCGUCGUGCACGCAGUAUUCUGUAUCGUCGGAUUCCUGUUGUUCCUUCCCACAGGGGCCCUCUUAGCGAGAUAUCUAAGGACAUUAUGGCCGCAGUGGUUUGAAGCCCACUGGAUUGUUCAAUUGGGCAUCGCUGGCCCAACGAUCGUCGUCGGUGUUGUUUUGGGAAUUUAUGCUGUUCACAAAGCAGGAGGGGUGCACCUCUCAACAACUCAUAGGAAAUGGGGAGUAGCCCUUUUCGCCCUCUACUUCUUCCAAUGUGCUCUCGGUGCUCUCAUCCACUUCGUCAAGCCGAGACCCAAGGCCACUGCUUACGCCGUACAUCCGGCUGCCCGCCGUCCGCUCCAGAAUUAUAUCCACGCAGUUGUCGGACUGUUGACCAUCGGCCUGUCGUUCUAUCAGGUCAGAACCGGAUAUACAACAGAGUGGCCUUUGAGUACUGGCCGAGGAGACGUAAGGAUGGGGGCCAACAUUGUUUGGUAUAUCUGGGUCGUGUUACUCCCAGUGUUGUACAUGUUGGGUCUUGCGCUUUUACCACGCCAAUUCAAGCAGGAAGCUGCAAAUGCCCGCAAUGGCGUCAAAGACGGGGAAGACGAGGAUAGGGAUAGAAUCAACGCGCCUAUCCAGACAAGAUACCGAGACGCGUUUUGA